Messenger RNA from Clupea harengus (Atlantic herring), 6276 nucleotides. RefSeq names its product mucin-2-like. Bases 340 to 6276 code for a protein of 1978 amino acids. Lineage: Eukaryota; Metazoa; Chordata; Actinopteri; Clupeiformes; Clupeidae. The record is from RefSeq and is a predicted model, not a curated record. The transcript is spliced from 3 exons.
CCUACUGCUAGCAACACACCUGCACCCACUGCGUCAGCCUCUGUGACUCCAACUCCAUCAUCAUCCACAGCACACACAUCCGCAAGUACAAGCUUGCACACAGCCAUAAAAUCCAUAGCCACAGGGACAACUGAAAAAAAGCUAACAGUCGUCCCUCUCACUGACACUACUGCAACAUACACCUUAUCAACUUCAGUUGCCUCAAACACACCCCCAGCCCAGGUGGCUACUUCCAUAGCUACCCCUACAGUUUCAUAUAAGAGCUAUUCACCUCUGUCAUCAACAACAUCAGUGACUACCUGGCCAGCUUUAACACCCUCCACACCUUUAGUAGCUAAAAUGACACCAACCCAAUCAACACGCCAAACACAAACGUCAACUCCCACCAUUAGUGCCACAGUUAUAGCUUCACCCACUACUUCGAGUCAGUUUGCGGCGACACCAGACAACUCUACCUUGAAUUCGGCGACAACCCAACCAGCUAGCUCAAGAACAACAUCCUUAUAUGACAUAUUAACUUCGAUGGGUUUUACAUCCUCUGUUGUCACUCCAGCAUCACUCGAAUCAGAGUCCACCACCUACCCUCCAAUUACAACACCUGUAGCAGUAACCAAACCUGUACGUCAUGAGGAACAUCAAUCCACCACAUCGCAACCAAGUAUUUCAGUUGCCCAAACACUUGAACCACCAUCAGACAGUGUGGUACAUGUUACAACUCUGUCAUCUUAUUCAUCUUCAAUGUCCACACCGAUACCAUCGGUAUCAUCACCCACAACUCUUGGAAUUGACACUCGUUCACAAUUCACAAGUAGAUCCUCCACACACACAUCUACGGUAACAUCACCACCGAUGUCAAAAACUUUGGCAUAUACAUCUACAAAACAGACUGUGGCUUAUACAUCUACUCCACAGGCAUACACAGCAACAGCUGUUACAGGCCAUUCAACAACUCCUUUAUCAAACACAUCCCCAACUACAACAACAAACUUGGCUUUGACCCAAAUGGUUGCUCCACAACCAACAUCAAUACCAACUCAGGCAACCCUUCAGGUUCCUACGACCGGCAACAGUAUUGCACCUGUUACAGGUGUAGCAUCAUCUGCAGUGCCAGCUGUGCCAUAUCAUACAGUGACAUUUUCAAAAUCCCAAACUAACUCAACUGUGUCUGCAGACAUCACUGCUUCUCCAGUGAACACAAACACAAAACCAUCUACCACCCUAUCAAAAUCUACCAAAAGCCCAUCACAACCAACACUACUACACUUGGCUCAAGUGACAGGUUCUUCUGAAGGCACGAGCACAAAUGUAACAGUAUCCUCUCCAACAUCAUCGCCAUUAACAGCACCUCUUAUGGUUGACUCAGUAAUGGAUUCACCAAGCACAUCUAUACCUACAUCAACACCAUAUGCAUCCACAAAACAACCAACAACGCUAGAACCAACAUCUUCUGUAUCCCACAUUACGCCGUCUCCAGCAUCUACAACUCCACCUUUCACACCCCACAUUACUCCGUCUCCAGCAUCUACAACUCUGCCUUUCACACCCCACAUUACUCCGUCUCCAGCAUCUACAACUCCACCUUUCAAACCCCACAUUACUCCUUCCCCAGCAUCUACAACUCUACCUUUCACACCCCAAAUUUCCUCUCUUGCACUAAAACAACCUACAAAUGAGAACUCUCAUUCCAUAUCUGCAACAUCGGCUUCUAACUCCAAAGCCCCUAUGGCAGGCCAUACCCCUGGGACAUCUGCAGAGCCAUCCACGCCAGCAACUUUCUCAUCUCUUGAAACAACACCUACUUCAACACAGCUAAAGACAUCCUCAGUUGUUCCAAACAUAUCAGUGUCUGGACCUACUGCAUCAGCCUCUGUGACUCCAAUUCCAUUAUCAUCCACAGCACACACAUCCCCAAGUAAAAGCUUGCACACAGCCAUAAAAUCCAUAGCCACAGGGUCAACUGAAAAAAAGCUAACAGUCGUCCCUCUCACUGACAGUACUGCAACAUACACCUUGUCAACUUCAGUUGGCUCAGACACACCCCCAGCCCAGGUGGCUACUUCUAUAGCUACCCCUACAGUUUCUUAUAAUAGCUAUUCACCUCUCUCAUCAACGACAUCAGUGACUACCUGGCCAGCUUUAACACCCUCCACACCUUUACCAGCUGAAAUGACACCAAUCCAAUCAACACGCCAAACACAAACGUCAACUCCCACCAUUAGUGCCACAGUUAUAGCUUCACCCACUACUUCGAGUCAGUUUGCGGCGACACCAGACAACCCUACCUUGAAUUCGGCGACAACCCAACCAGCUAGCUCAAGAACAACAUCCUUAUAUGACAUAUUAACUUCGAUGGGUUUUACAUCCUCUGUCGUCACUCCAGCAUCACUCGAAUCAGAGUCCACCACCUACCCUCCAAUUACAACACCUGUAGCAGUAACCAAACCUGUACGUCAUGAGGAACAUCAAUCCACCACAUCGCAACCAAGUAUUUCAGUUGCCCAAACACUUGAACCACCAUCAGACAGUGUGGUACAUGUUACAACUCUGUCAUCUUAUUCAUCUUCAAUGUCCACACCGAUACCAUCGGUAUCAUCACCCACAACUCUUGGAAUUGACACUCGUUCACAAUUCACAAGUAGAUCCUCCACACACACAUCUACGGUAACAUCACCACCGAUGUCAAAAACUUUGGCAUAUACAUCUACAAAACAGACUGUGGCUUAUACAUCUACUCCACAGGCAUACACAGCAACAGCUGUUACAGGCCAUUCAACAACUCCUUUAUCAAACACAUCCCCAACUACAACAACAAACUUGGCUUUGACCCAAAUGGUUGCUCCACAACCAACAUCAAUACCAACUCAGGCAACCCUUCAGGUUCCUACGACCGGCAACAGUAUUGCACCUGUUACAGGUGUAGCAUCAUCUGCAGUGCCAGCUGUGCCAUAUCAUACAGUGACAUUUUCAAAAUCCCAAACUAACUCAACUGUGUCUGCAGACAUCACUGCUUCUCCAGUGAACACAAACACAAAACCAUCUACCACCCUAUCAAAAUCUACCAAAAGCCCAUCACAACCAACACUACUACACUUGGCUCAAGUGACAGGUUCUUCUGAAGGCACGAGCACAAAUGUAACAGUAUCCUCUCCAACAUCAUCGCCAUUAACAGCACCUCUUAUGGUUGACUCAGUAAUGGAUUCACCAAGCACAUCUAUACCUACAUCAACACCAUAUGCAUCCACAAAACAACCAACAACGCUAGAACCAACAUCUUCUGUAUCCCACAUUACGCCGUCUCCAGCAUCUACAACUCCACCUUUCACACCCCACAUUACUCCGUCUCCAGCAUCUACAACUCUGCCUUUCACACCCCACAUUACUCCGUCCCCAGCAUCUACAACUCUACCUUUCACACCCCAAAUUUCCUCUCUUGCACUAAAACAACCUACAACUGAGAACUCUCAUUCCAUAUCUGCAACAUCAGCUUCUAACUCCAAAGCCCCUAUGGCAGGCCAUACCCCUGGGACAUCUGCAGAGCCAUCCACGCCAGCAACUUUCUCAUCUCUUGAAACAACACCUACUUCAACACAGCUAAAGACAUCCUCAGUUGUUCCAAACAUAUCAGUGUCUGGACCUACUGCAUCAGCCUCUGUGACUCCAAUUCCAUUAUCAUCCACAGCACACACAUCCCCAAGUAAAAGCUUGCACACAGCCAUAAAAUCCAUAGCCACAGGGUCAACUGAAAAAAAGCUAACAGUCGUCCCUCUCACUGACAGUACUGCAACAUACACCUUGUCAACUUCAGUUGGCUCAGACACACCCCCAGCCCAGGUGGCUACUUCUAUAGCUACCCCUACAGUUUCUUAUAAUAGCUAUUCACCUCUCUCAUCAACGACAUCAGUGACUACCUGGCCAGCUUUAACACCCUCCACACCUUUACCAGCUGAAAUGACACCAAUCCAAUCAACACGCCAAACACAAACGUCAACUCCCACCAUUAGUGCCACAGUUAUAGCUUCACUCACUACUUCGAGACAGUUUACGGCUACACCAGACAACCCUACCUUGAAUUCGGCGACAACCCAGCCAGCCAGUUUAAGGACAACAUCCUUAAGGACAAUUUCGAUGGGUUUUACAUCCUCUGUUGUCACUUCUGCAUCACUCGAAUCAAAGUCCACCACUUACCCUCCAAUUACAACACCUGUAUCAGUAAACAAACCUGUACAUCAUGAGGCACAUGAAUCUACCACAUCGCAACCAAGUAUUUCAGUUGCCCGAACACUUGAACCACCAUCAGACAGUGUGGGACAUGUUACAACACAUACCCCUGGGACAUCCGUAGAACCAUUCGUGCCAGCAGUUUUCUCAUCUCUUGAAACAACACCUACAUCAACACAGCGAACAACAGCCUCAGUUGCUCCAAACAUAGCAGUGGAGGAAACAAGCAAACUAAUUUCGACCACCUCUUCAAAAUCACCAGUAACGACUACACCUUCCUUAAAUACACCCUCUCUCACAACAUCAUUAAAUUCAUCUGUGGCAUACACAUCUAAUAUUAAAGCCACAUCAGCACCAGCACACGAAACAUCCCGAGAUACAUUGAUUUCAUUGUCAAUGACAAGUAAAGGCGAUGUUGCACCUCGUACACAACUGUCUGUCACAGCGACAUCAUCUACAGAGUCAAGUGAAUCAGCCUCUUCAUCACAAGACUUUGGCAAUGAGACACAAGUAACAUCCAUAUCUGAAAAUGUUCCAUUAUCCGACACAAUAUCUACCACAAGUUACAGGAACACGUCACCUCAGCACACACUGACGUCAGUCUCUGAAGAUUUAACUAUCCCUUCACAGGACGCAGGCCUAAAACUGUCAUCAUCAUCCCCUCAAACAUCACCAUCAGUAGCUAUCACAAAAGGUCCCAUAACAGCUGCUUUCUCCACUGAAUACCCUAUUACACCAAGAUCAUCUACUGCAGUUGAUUAUGUUACUUCUCCAACACCAAUACUAACACAAUCCACAUCCCGUUCUGUUCUGGAUUUACUGUAUACAACCUUGCCAACUACUAUUAAAGUAACCAUCCCCAGCAAAUCAUCCUUCCCACCUCAACACUCGUCUACCACAACAAGUACUACUACUACAACAUCAUACACAUCAAAAACUUCCACUGCACAUGAAAUCACUGUACCACCAACACCAACACAUGCACAAUCACCAUUACCUCAAACACCAUCUACCAUGAGUCCCAUCACACAUUCAGUGCAACUGACCUCACUCUUUGCAUUUUUAUCUGACUAUGUACAAGACACAAGUACACAAUCACUAACAUCCUCACCAAAACAACCAUCUUCAAAUGCAGCACACCAUACUGCAGUUUCUGUAUCAAGUAGUGUAUCUCCACCAGUUUCUGUAUCAAGUUGUGUAUCUCCACCAGUUUCUGUAUCAAGUAGUGUAUCUCCACAAGUUUCUGUAUCAAGUAGUGCAUCUCCACCAGUUGCUGUAUCAAGUAGUGUAUCUCCACCAGUUGCAAUAUAUUCACCUCUUACAUCUUCUCUACAGCCAACACCAAGGGAUCCAAUUUUGCAAUUCAGUAAUGCUACUGAUAAGCCAUCAACAUCCACAUCUGGACAAUAUACAUCAGCUGAUGGUGUUGGAAGUACAGUUUCAUCAAAGCCAACCACAAAUCCAGUCUCUGCAGACAUACAUGACUUUCCUGAGGGCUCAUACACCGACAUGGCUUCCAACUCUUCAACUUUACCUUUAACAGCCUCUACAACAGAUCACUCAACAAUAUCUCUAUCAGGUAUAUCCUCAAUGUCAUCAGAAAUACCAACUGUAACACCAUCGUCAACAACACUGUCAACUACAUCUGAAAUGGCAAUUCACUCUGAAUUACUAUCGACAACUAAGAAUUCAGCAAUGCCAGGAGAAAGUAGCACUAGCGAAACGGCUUACACAUCUAUGCCUGAUAUCUCCAUGACAACUGAAACACCUGUCACCAUACCACAGCCGAUGACCACACAACUCUCUACAGAUCCAGCUAUUCCUUCAGAUGGUUCAGCUUACACAUCUAUGCCUGAUAACUCCAUGACAACUGAAACACCUGUCAAUACACAACAGCCGAUGACCACACCACUCUCUACAGAUGCAGCUAUUUCUUCCGAUGGUUCAGCCACACAAAUGCCCACCCAGACAACAUCAUUCUCCAUGGCAACUACUACAAGUCAUACUAGAGUGCGUACAUCGAGCCCAAGAGAGCCUCCUACAUCAAGUGUCGAUUGA